Meloidogyne enterolobii is the source of this 3517-nucleotide messenger RNA. The record is from the annotation of a GenBank genome assembly. Lineage: Eukaryota; Metazoa; Nematoda; Chromadorea; Rhabditida; Meloidogynidae.
UUGUUUAAUGUCCUCGUUCUUUUGUGGAAUUGUUACUGUUUUUCUGUUGUUUUUUGGCAAUGUUCUACUCGAAGUUGUUGAAGAUUCGACAACUACUCGGACAACAGCUACAACUGUACAUCAAGUAAAAAGUGCAACUGUAGGAACUGGACAGUUAAUGUCUGGACAGAAAGGAAAUGAUUCUUCAAUAUCUUCAAGUACUACACGCUCACUUGCAUUCAUGAAUAGUCCUAAUUUUAGCGGAAUCAAAGUGCGUGUCGGGCACAUUGGAGCAAUUAAUGUAAUGCCGAAGGCUGAACAAAUUUUGGAGGUUUGCCGCAAGGAAUUGUGGAAGGAAGGCGUUUUAAACGAGGAUUUCGAUAUUGAAAUAAUCUCUCAAAUGGGAUGCGGGGAAAGUUUUGAGGGGGUUGCUGUUGGUGCAGAUAUGUACCAUCAACAAAAUGUUAAGGCAUUUAUUGGCCCUUAUUGUAAUGCAGAAAUGGAUGCAGUUAGUAAAAUGGCUGCUUUUUGGAAUGUUCCGAUAAUUGGAUAUAUGGCUGCUAGUAAUGUUUUCUCUGAUAAAACAAUUUACAAAACUCUGGCACGUGUUUCGCUUCGAACAACUAAUUCGCUAGCAUUAGCUGUUUAUUCAUUAAUUAGACAUUAUGGGUGGAAUAGAGUUGCAAUUGCUACAAAUACAGGUCCAAUGGCUUUUGAGAGGACACAAGCAUUUGAAGAAAUUUUUCAUGCAAGGAAGAUUACUGUAGUUAAGAAAUUAAUGUUUGAAGAAAAUGUUGAUUCGAAAGGAAUGAUGGCAAGUGGGUAUUUGGAGGAUUUGAGAAAUUCAGCUAGAAUUGUCAUUUGUUUAUUUUCUUCUACCCGGGAAAGCACAAAAGAAUUUAUGCAAGCAGUUAGCCUUUCUGGACUUAAAACACACGAAUAUGUUUAUAUUUUACCUUGGCUACAAGCUGAGGCUAAAGAUGCUUCUCCUUGGAUUGGGGCUGAUGGACAAAUGGUUCAAAAUGUUAAAGAAUUCUUUACUGGAUCGAUUAUUAUUGAUGAUGUAAAUGGAUUUGACAAUACAAUAUUAACACCAUUUAAAGAAAGAGUUGAAUCUAAUGGAAUGUCUGUAGAAGAUUUAAAUUUGCAAAAUAUUUAUGGUUAUAUCCAUUUAUAUGAUGCUCUAAAACUUUAUUCUUUGGCUGCCAGAAUUGCUUUAAAUGAAACUAAUGGAAAUCCAAAUGUAACGACUGAUGGACGUUAUUUGUGGAAUAAAAUGCGAAGAAUGACCUUCCCUGGACUUGUCAGUGCUGAAGGCGUCUCUUCGGGACAGGUAACUUCCUCUCAUCUUCGUUCUGCAGAUGUUUUUAUGGAUGAUUUAGCUGAAAGAGCUGCUAUAUAUGCUGCAUUUUAUGUUGCCCCAAACCGUGAUGAUGUAAUGAAAAUGGUUGAAAUGAAUCCAAUUCCAACACCUAAUUGUGAUGGAGUAAUAAAUAAAAGUGGCUGUUUUGAAUUGAGGAUUACUGAUCUUUUGACUGGCUUUUGGCCUUCGACUGAUGGUCAUUUACCCCCAGACGAGCCAGCUUGUGGCUUUAGAAAUGAACGUUGUGAUUAUACUUUAAUGAUUGUUAUUGGUAUUUUGGCUUUGGUAGCUCUUUUGGGUGUUGGGGCUGGAUUUAUAUUCUUCAGAGUUUUAGAAAACCGAGCUCUUGCAAAAACAUCUUGGCGUAUAUUCCGGGAUGAUAUGAGAAUUGUUAGUGCUGAAGAAAUGAAGUCUAUGCUUUCAAUAGGUUCAUCAAAAACAAAAUUAUCUAAUAUGGCACGUUUUGCAAAACAUCAUGCUGUUAUUGGUACAAAUACCCACGCUUCUUUCCAUUUAUAUCCUCAACGUCGCCCAAUAUCCUUUAUUCGAACAGAUUUACAAUUAUUGUCAAUGAUGAAAAUGCUUGUACACGAUAAUUUAAAUCCGUUUAUGGGAAUUGCUUUUAAUGAAAAGGACGAGUUGCUAGUUUUAUGGAAAUUUUGUUCUCGUGGAACAAUUCAGGAUAUUAUAUAUAAUGAAAGUGUUACUUUAGACAGUAAAUUUCAUGCUGCUUUUGUUAGAGAUAUUACUUUGGGUCUAGAGUAUUUACACAUGUCACCAAUUGGGUAUCACGGUUCAUUAACUCCUUGGGCCUGUUUAAUUGACAGAAAUUGGAUGGUUAAAUUAACUGAUUUUGCAAUAGCUAAUUGUAUAGAACGUUGGGAAAAGAGCGGAUAUGUUACUAAAGAAACGCUUAAAGAUGGGGAAGAUAAAAGUGGAGCUACACAAUUAACAAAUGUGCUUUACUGCGCCCCAGAGCUGCUCAAAAAUCGUGAACAAAACCGUCGACGUGGAAUGGAACAGGGAUGGUUAAAACAAAGUCAGGCUAGACGACAAGCAGGGGAUAUUUAUUCUUUUGGGAUUGUUAUGUAUGAAAUUUUGUUUAGAGCCCUGCCCUUCCCAGAAGGCACCGAUUUGACGGAAUUAUGUGAAUAUGUACGAGAUGGCUCUAAAACAUUUAAACCUGUUAUUGCUGAUCGUUCACAAAUACAUCCAGAUAUUAUUGCUUUAUUACAGGAUUGUUGGGCAACAAAUCCAGAAAUCCGUCCAUCAAUUAGACGUGUUCGUCUAAACACAGAAAAUUAUUUGAAAGUAAAAGGAUCUCUUGUUGAUCAAAUGAUGAGAAUGAUGGAACAAUAUGCAAAUAAUUUAGAGAAGUUAGUACAAGAAAGGACUGGAAUGUUGGAAGAUGCAAAUAAAAGGGCUGAUAAAUUAUUGAAUCAGUUAUUGCCUAGCUAUGUUGCUAAUGAACUGAAAUUGGGACGUUCUGUUGCUCCUAAAACGUUUAAAUCUGCAUCUGUUAUGUUUAGUGAUAUUGUUGGUUUUACUACUUUAUGUUCUGGUUCUUCUCCACUUGAAGUUGUUACUAUGUUAAAUACUGUAUAUACAGGAUUUGAUGAUUUAAUUAACAAACAUGAAGCUUAUAAAGUAGAGACUAUUGGUGAUGCUUACAUGGUAGCGAGUGGUAUUCCACAAGAAAUUGGUGUUCGUCAUUUAAUGCAUUUAAGCGAUGUUGCACUUGAAAUUAUGGCUUUUCUAAAAAAUUACGAAAUUCCCCAUAUGAAACCACAAAAAAUUCGAAUAAGAAUUGGGGUACAUACAGGAACUGUUGCUGCUGGAGUUGUUGGUUUAACUACUCCUCGUUAUUGUCUUUUUGGUGAUACUGUAAAUAUGGCUUCUCGUAUGGAAUCAAAUGGAUUACCAGAACGUAUACAAAUAAGUGAAGCAUUUAAAGAAGCAUUACAAAAGCACUAUCCAGAAUUUCGUGUAAAACCUCGAGGGAAAGUGGAAUUGAAGGCAAGAGAAUGUUUUACUUAUUGGCUUUGUGGAAAAGUUGGACAGGAAGAUGAACAGCCAUAUGCACCCUCUCCUGAAUUGUUGUCUCAAGUACAGGCUAUCUCUGCUGGGGGGCCAUUACUUAAUGCUGAAUCGCCAAUUAGUAUAACUGUUGGUUAA